Cooperia oncophora is the source of this 456-nucleotide messenger RNA. The record is from the annotation of a GenBank genome assembly. Lineage: Eukaryota; Metazoa; Nematoda; Chromadorea; Rhabditida; Trichostrongylidae.
AUGGGCGAAAGCGGUGUACGAGGUGGUUACGCGGAGUUCUACAAUAUUGAUCCUGAAGUGUUCGCAAUGUAUAAGAAACUGAUUUCUGCGAAGCAAUUCCCGUCAAUUCUCAGUCAGGCUGCCGUCUCUGCUCUCGUGAAUCCGCCCAAGCAAAACGAUCCUUCAUUCGAACCGUGGGCAUUUGAGAAGCAAGCAACCCUGAACGGAUUCAAGAGGAGAGCGCAAAUAGUGAUGGAAGCUUUCAGUGGACUUGAUGGCCUAACCUGCAAUCCGAUUCAAUCUUCUAUGUAUGCUUUCCCUCGACUACAUCUUCCACCAAAGGCCAUUGAAAAGGCUAAGUCCAUGGACGUGCAGCCAGACUUCUUCUAUGCGAUGGAGCUUCUUGAAAAUACUGGAGUGUGUGUGAUACCUGGUAGUGCAUUCGGUCAGAAGGAGGAUACCUAUCAUUUCCGGUAA